Messenger RNA from Scedosporium apiospermum, 2394 nucleotides. RefSeq lists its product as uncharacterized. Gene Ontology annotation, molecular function: protein binding. The coding region runs from base 1 to 2394 and encodes 797 amino acids. Gene Ontology annotation, cellular component: cytoplasm. The record is from RefSeq and is a predicted model, not a curated record. NCBI's taxonomy places the organism in Eukaryota, Fungi, Ascomycota, Sordariomycetes, Microascales, Microascaceae. The transcript is spliced from 2 exons.
AUGACGGCCGUUGCAAACCCUUCCUCCUUUCCUCUCAACAAACCAGGAUGGGGUGGUAACGGCGGCCAGUCAAUCUCACCGAUGACAGACGACGUCAGGGCGAUGUUCGGACGAAAAGGCCUUCAGCGAUCCAACUCGUCGUCUUCCAUUUCUUCCAACUCAUCCAGCUCAUCGACCACCACCGUCGCUACCACCAGCUCUGGGUAUAGUGGCACACCCAUCUCAUCCAACGGCGAAGUCAGUCAGUGGCCGAGUACCGCACCGAGAAAACGACCGCAGUCCAAAGGACCCUGGCCCGUGGGAAAGGAUCAUGCUGAUCUAGCGAGGAUGGCAGGAGGUAGGACGCCGAUCAUGAACGGCGGACUUGGUGGAGGAGGAGGAGGUCCUCCACAGCACCAACAGGCCGUCGGUCAACCCCAGAAUCUAUCUCAACAGGGUAUUGCUGGGAGAACACUUAGCGACGGAAUGACGACCGGCAUCCCCGUGCUUUAUCUCUUGUCCUUGAAUGGCACCUUUGAGCGCAAGACGAUACAGGUUCCUUUCGCUCCAGACACGUUGCGAAUAGGCCGACAAACUAACCAGAAAACCGUCCCUACGCCGGCGAACGGUUAUUUCGACAGCAAAGUUUUAUCGAGACAACAUGCCGAGAUAUGGGCAGACCGGACGGGGAAGAUAUGGAUACGAGAUGUCAAGUCAUCCAACGGUACCUUCGUCAAUGGCACUCGACUUUCCCAGGAAAACCGCGAAUCCGAACCGCACGAACUUCAGACGGCUGAUCACCUCGAACUUGGCAUUGAUAUCGUCAGUGAAGACCAAAAGACAGUUGUUCACCACAAAGUCGCGGCGAAAGUCGAGCACGCUGGCUUCCUAAGCCCAUCAAGCAACCUACUAGACAUGCCCUUUGAUAAUCUAGACCCCGCAAAUGGAAACGUCAUCCCCCCCAAUCAAGGAACCAUGCAUGUCCGCUCCCGGAAUGGUGGGAAUGCGGCCAUAGUGAGCAACGGCCGUAUAGUACCGGCCGCUGGGAUGAUGGGAGGACCGGCAGGUGGGAUGCCGCAUCAGCGUGGAUACUGGGUGACCCCCAUCACAGCGGAGCAAAUCGUCAAACGGUUGCAGGGCGAAAUGCGCGGUGCGAGGUUGCAAGGCCAGGAUCUUACGCGGACUGGCCAGUUCCUGUCUACCCUCUUGUCCAAGGAUGAUAUCAAAGAUCUUGAUAAGCCCGAGGUCCCUGAGCCGAGUAAGCAGCAGCAGCAGCACAUGGUGAACGGAAACGGGAUACAUUUCCGAGCCGACCCCAAAGCUCGAUUCUCCGAUCCUCCGGCCCCACCUCCGCAACAACCCUUACCAGAGAAACCCGAUAUCCCAGCGCUGAAACGCGGCAUUACCGAGCGUCCCAAAUCGCAUCCAUCAAACACCUCGCCUAUCCGUGAUAAUCUCAGUCAGAUCUUGCAGCUGCAAGAGGACCUUAAGAACACGAAGCGAGAGCUCGAAGGUCGCGAUGCCAGGUUGCGCGAGCUUGAGGAAUCUUUGCAAAAGGAACGUCUGGCUAGAGAAUCGGCCGAAGAACUGGCGAGGAAACUCGAGGAAUCCGCGAUAUCCGCGACAAUAUCUGCUGCCGCCACUUUGGAACUGGAACAGGAACAGGUCGAACUUGCGGAAGAGCUUUCGCACGUAUAUAUGAACGGAACCGCCAAGGGUGGUGUUGAGAAGGCUCUUUUGGAGGAAGCAUUUGAACCCCCACAAGAGCCUGUCGCGUCUGACGAACCUGGUCAUUUGGUCAACGGUGUCGAAAAGUCAUUAGCGGACCAGGCUGAAAGCACUGCGGCUGCGGCGAUAGAGUACCAGACGCGCAUCGAUGCCAUGGCUUCCGAACUGCGAGAUAUGAAGGAGCAGCUAGAGCAAUGGAGGAAGCGAUGCGAAACGGCGGAAUCGGAACGGGAUGCGGAUAGGAAAACGCUCUCCGAGAUGGUAACUAAGAUUCGCCAGGACGAGGAAGCGAGGCAAGCCGCCGCCGCCGCCGCCGCAGCAGCAGCAGCAGCAGAAGCGAGUCGAGGAAAGAGUCGAGGACGGUCGAAGAAUCGGAGACGAAGCGCGUCGGGCCAAGAUGAUCAGCAAGGUCAAGGUGCACCCCGGGCUCUGUCGUCGACUGGGAGGCCAUCCACUGAGGAUGAAUCCCUGGCAGAUGGUGAUGUGAGGGAUGACUCGAGCGACAAGCCAACCCUGUCGAGGGCAAAUACUAUUACCCCGCAAACAUCACCACGAAGCGGGCUCUCACAGGACCAAGCUGUCGUUGCAAGUCUUCCAUAUGCAUCAAUGCUUGGGGUUGUCUUGCUGGGGAUGGGAUUGAUGGCUUACAUUAACGGCUGGCAAACUUCCCCAAAGCUUGACCGAUGA